Vicia faba (fava bean) is the source of this 333-nucleotide messenger RNA. Lineage: Eukaryota; Viridiplantae; Streptophyta; Magnoliopsida; Fabales; Fabaceae. The record is from the annotation of a GenBank genome assembly.
AUGUUUUCACACAGAAAUGGAGUAUGGGGUUUGAUAACACUGAACCCAGUUCAUUUGUGCUUGGACAUUUAUGCAAUCCACAACACUAACAUUAUAAUGGAAGGAGUGCUCUAUGAUGUCGUAGACGAUGAAGGUGUCAAUGUUGUUUAUGUAGCUUUCAAGAAUGCCACUGAUCAGUUGGAGGUGUUGAUCUUCCCGGGCAUUCGGGUUCUCUGGACAAAGAUGGAUCUAGAGAAGGUGUUGUUGAAGGAGAGAUUAUCGAUAAUAGUAAGAAGAACGAGGGAUGCUUUUUUAUCAAGUUUUUGUGCCUUUAAUGUCGUUGAAACUUUGUAA